Xenia sp. Carnegie-2017 is the source of this 1762-nucleotide messenger RNA. Its product is annotated as sideroflexin-2-like. Gene Ontology annotation, molecular function: monoatomic ion transmembrane transporter activity. Gene Ontology annotation, cellular component: mitochondrial inner membrane. The record is from RefSeq and is a predicted model, not a curated record. The transcript is spliced from 11 exons. The coding region runs from base 120 to 1094 and encodes 324 amino acids. NCBI's taxonomy places the organism in Eukaryota, Metazoa, Cnidaria, Anthozoa, Malacalcyonacea, Xeniidae. Gene Ontology annotation, biological process: monoatomic ion transport; serine import into mitochondrion.
GAACAAUGAGAGGCGGGAACAGAGAAAGGUUGUUCAUAAUGGCUAAAAGUUGUAACUUGUAUUUUGGGUAGAAAAAGGUGUUUUGGCGAAUUAUUUGUUACAAUAUUGCUGUGUACAGGAUGAUUUCUAUGCAAGAUUCAAACAAUGGAAGAAUCAACCUGGAUUUUCCUAGAUGGGAUCAAAGCACAUUUUUGGGUCGCUUCAGACACUUUGCAGAAAUUACAAACAUGUUGCUUUCGUUAAAAUCAGAUCAUCAACUGAAUGAGGCAAAGAAUUUACUCGAAUUGUACAGGGUGAAUAAGGAACCAAGUGGGACAACUAAUGAUGAAAUAUGGGAUGCAAAAAUCCUAUAUGAAUCAGCAUUUCAUCCAGACUCUGGAGAAAAGAUGAAUUUAUUUGGUAGGAUGUCAUUCCAAGUUCCAGGUGGAAUGCUUUUGACUGGUGCAUUACUCCAAUUUUACAAAACAAUCCCUCAAGUUGUGUUUUGGCAAUGGGUGAAUCAAUCAUUUAAUGCUUUAGUGAAUUAUACAAAUAGAAAUGCGAAAUCAACCACAACCGGAAAGCAGAUUGGCAUUGCUUAUGUUUCAAGUACCACUACAGCUGUCGCUGUCUCUGUUGGACUCAAUUCUCUUGUGAAGCGAUCUCCACCAAUCAUUGCUCGUUAUGUUCCAUUUGUCGCAGUCGCUGCAGCCAAUUGUGUCAAUAUUCCGCUCUCUCGACAGAGUGAAUUACUGAAUGGCAUCAAGGUUUAUGACAAAGAGGGUGAAGAAUUAGGCAUGUCAAAACGUGCUGCGAUGAAAGGAAUUGGUCAAGUGGUAACGUCCCGAGUGGCUAUGGCCGCCCCAGGAAUGUUGAUCAUUCCUAUCAUUAUGGAGAAACUAGAGAAAUUUAGAUGGAUGCAGAGGAUCAAGAUACUUCAUAUGCCUCUUCAGGUCUUGCUAUGUGGAGUCAGUCUGUCAUUCAUGGUUCCAGUGGCUUGUUCAAUAUUUCCUCAAAAGUGUUCAAUGAGUGUAAAACAUCUUGAAAAAGAACUCCAAGAUAAAAUAAGACAAAGCAAGAACACUUCAACUGUGUACUUCAACAAAGGACUUUAAGGAAAGCGAAAAUAAGAAGAAAACGAGGACAAUUCAAAUUAUAAAUAUCAAUUUCCAAAAGGUAGGUGUUGAUAUGAAGUUAUGUACAGGGUUUCCAGUUGUUAUGAAGGUAUGUACAUGGUUUCCAUAAAGAAAGUGAUCAUUGGGAACAUUUUUCGUCCAAGUGAAUAAUUGCAUCGCUGUAGUGUCACUGUGCAUGGGGAUACUCAAAUUCAAAUUAUUCACUUGUUUGAUUGAUCGGGAACGAAACAAAAUGCCAACUUAUUUAUGAAAAAAUAUUAUUCAAAAAAUAAUCAAUCAGGUUGACUUAGUCAGAGCUGCAUGUUGAUGCUCUGCUGUCCAAACAGGACCUGUAUUUACUGGCAGAUUUUGCCUUGUCCUUACACUGCAAAAUCAACUUGCAGUGGCCGACCCUUGUGGAAAGUAUGUCAUUAUUGUUGAGUGAAGCAGCCACGCCCAGAGGUGUUAUGCCGCACCCAUUCAUCGUUUGUCGUGAUGUUAUGAAUAGAAACUAUCUCAUGUGUACAAGACAUAGUUUCCACAAUGGCCAGCCAAUAAAUUUAUAUGAAUGAAAUUGUAUGAAAAUAGUCAAUAUGUUCUUAAUUAUUUAGUUAUAUUCAAAAUGAGACUGUGUAACAGCAAAGGAAAUAAAUAGUAAUCUCACUUGA